UCUUCCUCUUCUUUCUCCACAAGGUGUGAUUUUGAUUGGUUUUUGCAGCUUCAGGAACUGGGGGUAUGAUUAGGAUUUUGUUUCUUGUAAUUAUCUCACUGGAGCUGCAAAUCUCUGUUUCUUGAUGAUUAACAAAGGUCUCUGGUUGUGAUGGAGUUCUAUCAUUGAAUUGUGAGCUGGGUUUGCUGCAAGAUCGAUCUGUACCUCAUAAAGGCCAUGCUUUUUGAUGAGUUUUCCUGCUGUUCUUGAGUUUUCAAGGCCUCUUCUCAAGAUAUAUAAGUGGGUGUUUCUGAUAAUGUCUUUGAAUUGCAAGAUUUCUGGGUUAAAUGGUAGGUUUUUGACCAGUUCAAAGAUGAGGAAGGCUAAAGAACCUUUGAGAGUAUCUAAUGGUGGCUGGAAAAGAAAAAGAUUGCUCCUUUUCACCUGGGUUUUCCUCUUUGUCACUGGGUUUGGUUUAUUUUUGUUUAGUGGUGUUUUAAGGAAGAAGAUGGAGAUAAAGGAGACAUGUGAAGAUAAAUCUUUGGUCUUGGUUGAACAACUUAAUGUCAGCAAAGACCUUCUUCAUGAGCUGGCCUCCUCAUUCUUUGAAUCAAAUCAGAUAACUACCUUGAAAUGUACCAAACAAUCGCGUUAUGAAACAUCCACAAAACAUGAAAUCACCUGUGCUCUCAAAGUGCCAAAUCUUGAGAACCAUGGGGUCGAUGAGCACGAUAGUUAUCCUGCAGAAAAUGUGGAAUUGUGGGGUCAAUGUUCUGUUCAAGAUGACAACACUCCUGUAGUACAUAACUGGACAACUUGCAAGAAAGCAUUACAAACAAUGAUUCUUAGAAAACUUGCGAUUCUGAAGGUAUGCCUGUUGGCCCUUUUCGUAAUUGCAGUUUGUUGCCAGAUUCGUUGUUUGUGGAAGAAUCGUGAAGGCAAUAUGCAGAAGAAAGAGCAACCCUCAAAGAGUGCUGGGAAAUGGAUGAAGAAACUUUUAGUUUUGUUUAUGUUAGCUGGAGUUAUUGCAUCAAUGUGGUUAUUUUGGUACUUAAAUGAAGGUAUUCACUUUAGAAGAAAAGAAACUCUAGCGAAUAUGUGCGAUGAACGGGCACGAAUGUUGCAGGAUCAAUUCAAUGUGAGCAUGAACCAUGUUCAUGCGCUUGCUAUUCUUGUUUCCACUUUCUAUCAUGGGAAAGAACCUCCUGCUAUUGAUCAAAAAACUUUUGGGGAAUAUACAGAAAGAACAUCUUUUGAGAGGCCAUUAACUAGUGGUGUUGCCUAUGCUUUAAGAGUCCGCCAUACUGAUAGGGAGAAAUUUGAGAAAGAACAUGGAUGGACUAUAAAGAAGAUGGAAACCGAAGAUCAGACUUUAGCACAGGAUUGUGACCCCGAGAAUCUGGACCCUUCGCCUAUUCAAGAUGAAUAUGCUCCUGUUAUCUUAUCUCAAGAAACUGUUUCGCAUAUCGUCUCCAUUGAUAUGAUGUCUGGAAAGGAAGACCGUGAAAACAUUUUGCGAGCAAGGGCAUCUGGAAAGGGGGUCUUGACAUCUCCUUUUAAGCUACUAAAGUCGAACCACUUAGGAGUAGUACUUACCUUUGCGGUCUAUAAUGCUCAUUUUCAUCAGGAUGCUACACCAGAAAAGCGAAUUAAUGCCACUGUGGGGUACCUUGGUGCAUCUUAUGACGUCCCAUCGCUGGUUGAGAAGCUUCUGCACCAGUUAGCAAGCAAACAGACGAUUGUAGUGAAUGUUUACGACACAACAAAUGUUUCUGCAGCCAUUAACAUGUACGGUCCUAAUGAGACUGACACGGGCCUACUUCACAUCAGCAGCCUUGACUUCGGUGAUCCUGCUAGGAAGCAUGAAAUGCGUUGCAGGUUUAAGCAGAGGUCUCCGACACCAUGGACAGCAAUAGUAGCUUCAGGUGGGGUGCUUAUAAUCACUUUUCUUCUUGGCCAUAUCUUCUACGCAGCUAUCAGCCGGAUUGCAACGGUAGAGCGUGAUUGUCGUGAGAUGAUGGAGCUCAAACAUCGUGCUGAAGCUGCAGAUGUAGCAAAAUCACAGUUUCUGGCAACAGUUUCACAUGAAAUCAGGACCCCGAUGAACGGUGUUUUAGGCAUGCUGCAGAUGCUGAUGGACACAACUCUAGACGCGAAACAAUUGGAUUUUGCGCAGACUGCCCAUGCUAGCGGAAAAGAUUUGAUAAGGUUGAUUAAUGAGGUACUGGAUCAGGCGAAAAUUGAAUCUGAAAGGCUCGAGCUUGAGGCUGUCCCAUUUGAUCUGCGCACCAUUCUUGAUAACGUUUUAUCGCUAUUUUCAACCAAAUCUCAAGAGAAAGGGAUCGAGUUGGCAGUUUAUGUAUCUAAUCAACUUCCUGAGGCUGUUGUUGGAGAUCCCGGGCGUUUCAUGCAAAUAAUCAUGAAUCUGGUUGCAAAUUCACUUAAAUUUACACAUGAUAGAGGACACAUAUUUGUGUCUGUGCAUCUAGCAGAUGAAGUGACACGUGAUUCCGAUAUGAAGGAUGACGUGCUAAGAAAAAUCUUGGCUUCUGGGUCAAAUUCAAACAUAGUGUGUAAUACUUUGAGCGGGAUUCCUGUGGUCGAUAGGAAGAAAAGUUGGGAAAACUUUGGUGGCAAAGAUUCGAUGAAUGAACAUGAAAAGAUCAAGAUUUUAGUGACUGUUGAAGAUACUGGUGUGGGAAUCCCGAUAAAUGCACAGAGCCGGAUAUUCAAGCCGUUUAUGCAGGCUGACAGUUCGACAUCAAGAACUUAUGGUGGAACUGGGAUUGGUUUGAGCAUUAGUAAGCGAUUGGUAGGACUUAUGAAAGGUGAGAUUGGUUUCGUUAGUGAGCCUGGUACUGGAAGUACUUUCUCGUUUACAGCCGUUUUCAUGAAAAAAGAAACAUGCUCUCUUGAUACCAUAUUGCAGCCGUAUCAUCCAGCCAUAUCAGAGUUCCGGGGACAAAAAGCGUUGGUGAUUGAUUGGAAAAUCAUAAGAGCUGAAGUCACAAAAUACCAUCUUCAAAGAAUGGGAAUAUCGGUCGAGAUUACAUCUAGUUUCUCUUACCUAUCUGCAAGUGAUUCAGCUGGUUUUGCAAUGAUUCUUCUUGAUGAAGAAGAUUGGGAUAAGGAGAUUGGUCUUGCUUUUCUUCGUAACCUUAAGGAGCUAAGACCAACUAGUAGCCCAAAACUAUUUCUCUUGGCUCACUCCAUGAGCCCAACUAUACACGAUGAACUCAAAUCGGCUAACUUGGUGGCUAACGUUGUGGCAAAGCCUCUAACGUUAAGUGUCUUGAUCUCUUCCUUCCAAGAAACUCUUACGGUUAGAAACAAGAGCCUCGUAGCAAGAAGAAAACCAUCGACUCUUGGGACUCUACUACGUGAUAAGAGGAUCUUGGUGGUUGAUGAUAAUGUGGUCAAUAGACGAGUGGCGGAUGGUGCUUUGAAGAAGUAUGGAGCUAUUGUCACUUGUGUCGAUAGUGGGAAGGCUGCGUUAGAGAGGCUUAAACCACCUCACCAUUUUCAUGCUUGUUUCAUGGAUCUCCAAAUGCCCGAAAUGGAUGGGUUUGAAGCUACACGACAAAUCCGCAGGCUAGAGAGCAAGGUUAACGAAAAAAUCGAAUCUGGUGAAGCAUCAAUCAAAAUGUUUGCAAAUGUGGGUCAUUGGCAUACGCCUAUUUUAGCAAUGACUGCAGAUGUCACUCAGGCUACAAAUGAAGGAUGCAUGCAGUGUGGAAUGGAUGGCUAUGUCUCCAAACCAUUUGAGGAAGAGCAGUUGUAUUCGGCUGCAGCUUGCUUUUUUGAGUCCGGUUGAUGGUCCCAUGGCUCAGCAUGAUGGGUUGCACCACCUGACCUAGUUAACCCAUGGGUCUGGUUACAUGGCUAGUGGUUCACUUGGAACUAGCAGCAUAACCAUUGAUGCAGGAUCAGGUGGAACUGCUCUACCCACCCGAAGCACAUAUGGUCCAUGGUCCAGCAUGGUGGGUGCACCAGGUGACCUGGUUGACCAAUGGUCUUAACAGUUUGAUUCGAUGGCUUGUUGGUUCUCUUCAGACCAUCCGCGAUGCCAUUGAUGCAGGGUCAUGCACAUCGCUGUUCUUGCCAUGCGACGAUGGGCAUGGAAUCUGCAUACGAGCCCUCGUUUACUGCAUCACCGUGGCUAAAGAAUUCGUUACGAUGGCCUAAUCUUGAUAGGGUGCACGAUUCAGAAAUCUACACAAUAACACGACAUAAGUUUUUGUUUGAAGAUUCGGAAACGUCACCUUAUAGCGAGUAAUGUAAAGAUGAGAACUUUCCAAUCCUGUUUCUUGGAUGCAUAUACAUGGUAAUUCACAUAUGAAUGUGAGAACUUCCCAAUGCCCUUCCUUGGAUGCGUGCGUAUAUGGUAAUGCACCUAUGAAUGUACAAAAACUGAUAUCUCUUGUUUAAUACAAGUUUAUAAAAUCUGUAU
This is a messenger RNA of Cynara cardunculus var. scolymus (artichoke), 4429 nucleotides long. Its product is annotated as histidine kinase 2-like. Bases 227 to 3793 code for a protein of 1188 amino acids. NCBI's taxonomy places the organism in Eukaryota, Viridiplantae, Streptophyta, Magnoliopsida, Asterales, Asteraceae. The transcript has 13 exons. Gene Ontology annotation, biological process: phosphorylation; phosphorelay signal transduction system. Gene Ontology annotation, molecular function: phosphorelay sensor kinase activity. The record is from RefSeq and is a predicted model, not a curated record.